CUCGACGAUCUUCCGGUUGAAGCUCUCUUCUCGCUUUCAAAAGGCAACUUCACCUCGUCAAGGACACUUGCAUGUUCCUUCAAUCUACCAGGGACGACUACAUUUCCGACGCUGUCUUCAAGUCUUCGGAAGCAUAAGCUCAGUACGGUCAGCGAUGAUCUCCUCCGCGACCCUUUUUCGUUCGGGAGCCUGCUUCCGGGCUCCUGCAACUCGGUUCACGCCGUCGCUAACCCGCGGCUUGGCGACGACGAUCAAUUAUACAGCUGCGCCGGCAUCGCAGCCGGCCACGCUCCACCUCAAGUCCGGCCACAAGUUUGAAGGUCAAUCCUUUGGCGCGCCCAGGUCAUCGUUUGGCGAGACUGUCUUCACAACCUCAAUUACCUCCUACACCGAGUCUCUCACCGACCCGUCCUACCAGGGACAGCUCUUGGCCUUUACCCAGCCGCUGAUGGGCAACUAUGGCGUGCCGGACAAUUUCUGCGGCAAGUCGCCCAUGGGGCACCCGCUCGACGUGGACGUGGGGAGCUUCCUCGAGAGCCAGGCUGUGCAAGCUUCCGGUGUUAUUGUCUCCAACCUGGCUGAGCGCUUCAGUCACUUCGAAGCCGUUGAAAGCCUCAGCACCUGGUGCGCACGCUACAAUGUGCCCGGCAUCGCCGGCAUCGACACCCGGGCUUUGACGACGCUGCUCCGCAACCAAGGAUCUACUCUUGGUGCCAUCAAAGUCGGCAAAGACCACGAUGUUGCGCCCAACGCAAAUGAGUUCUUCGACCCUAUGGCCGAAAACCUCAUCGCCCGCGUCUCAACAAAGGAGCCCUACACCGUCCACCCUAUCGGUGGCUCUUCCAAGGCCCGUGCUCAUGUGGCCCUGCUCGAUUUUGGAUGCAAAGCCAACAUUGUCCGCUGCCUCAUUCGCGAGGGCGCCUCGGUUACUGUGCUUCCCUGGAACUUUGACUUCAACUCUGUUCGGGAUCAGUUCGACGGUCUCUUCCUCUCCAAUGGCCCCGGAAGCCCCUACUCGAUCCCCGAAGCCAUCGAGACGACGAAGCGCGCCAUCGACGAGUGGGACCGGCCAAUCUUUGGCAUCUGCAUGGGUAACCAGAUCAUCGGUAUCGCUGCCGGCCUCAAGGCAUUCCGGAUGAAGUUUGGCAACCGAGGCGCAAACCAGCCCGUGGUCAAGCUCAGCACCGGCCGCGUCUACAUCACGAGCCAAAAUCACGGCUAUGCGAUUGAGCACAACGAGGACGAGAAGUGGCCCGACAUGUGGGUGCCAUGGUACGUCAAUGCAAACGACGGCACCAUCGAGGGCAUCAUCAGCCACGCCGACAGCGGCAAGAAUGUGCGCUCAGCACAGUUCCACCCAGAGUCUCGAGGCGGGCCCGAGGACACUUACCACCUCUUCAAGGAGUGGGUCGACGAUGUGGCCGCCGUGAAGGCCAAGAAGGGCCUCGAGAAGCCUGCCCUCGGCCUCGACCCGAGCUUGUUGGGCAAGGGUCCCUUUGAGGCCAUCAAGACGGGUGCACCGAGCAUCGCCGUGGCUGCCUGAGUCGAUCAUCUGUCAUAUAUAGUAGUAAUUUUUUGUCAUUCAAUAGAAACUUUAG
Acaromyces ingoldii is the source of this 1598-nucleotide messenger RNA. RefSeq names its product small subunit of carbamoyl phosphate synthase. Bases 155 to 1543 code for a protein of 462 amino acids. The record is from RefSeq and is a predicted model, not a curated record. Lineage: Eukaryota; Fungi; Basidiomycota; Exobasidiomycetes; Exobasidiales; Cryptobasidiaceae. Gene Ontology annotation, cellular component: cytoplasm; carbamoyl-phosphate synthase complex. Gene Ontology annotation, biological process: L-glutamine metabolic process; L-arginine biosynthetic process; 'de novo' pyrimidine nucleobase biosynthetic process. The transcript has 2 exons. Gene Ontology annotation, molecular function: carbamoyl-phosphate synthase (glutamine-hydrolyzing) activity.